CUGUAGCCGUUCGUGCUAGUGAACGAAAAGAAUGGCAUCCCGUCGAUCUUGCUUGCUCGUGGCUUGUGUUCUAAUUCCACUUCGUGCUGCACUUCGUUUUGGAUACCUCGACGACAACGUAGUCGAAGUGACAGGCAUCGUGGGACGAGAAGUGUCCCUUCCGUGCGACCUUCGUCCAGCGGUGGGUGAACCGACGGACGACGUGCCACUACUGGUGCUGUGGUUCCGAGAGGGCUUCCCUACUCCACUCUUGAGCGCCGAUGCACGAAGAGGGGGAGGAGGAAUAUCACGGGCACGGGUAUGGAAGGAUGAUGCCUGGGACGUCCGCCUUACAUCAAAUCCUCCGGCGUUGCUGCUGGGGAACGUGAAAUCGGAACACGCUGGCACGUACGUCUGUCGAGUCGACUUCCGGCAGGCGCAGACGACCAACCGCAUCGUGCGUCUGCUCGUCGUGGUUCCGCCGUCAAUUCCCGUCAUCACAGAUAGAAUGGGGCAGGUCUACAACGGCACUGCUACUUUCAACCGCGGGGACAUCGUGCAUCUGCAAUGUGAAUCACGGGGAGGUCAGCCACGACCGACACUUUCCUGGUUGCGAGACGAUGAGCUGAUGCAGCCUUCUCCAGUAGCUUCGACAUCGAGUGCGGACGGCGUGGUGAGCCGCAUUCACGUCGGUCCGCUCACAAGGGCUGACCUCCUCACCAAGAUUACCUGCCAAGCCCAAAACAACAACGUCUCGGAGCCACUCGCUACAACGGUGGUGUUGGACCUCAACCUGGCCCCGACAGGCGUCUCCAUCACGGGCGGUAUCGAGCCCCUGCACGCAGGUCGCCCAGCACUGCUUUCCUGCGUUUCAACGGGCUCCCGACCGACGGUCGUGUUGAGCUGGUGGAAGGACAGCGGGCGCCUCCCCGCGUCGUCCUCAAACAACUCGGCGAGCAGCGUCACUCUGAUACCGACGAGCGCCGACCACGGUCGUCGCCUGGCGUGCCGAGCGCACAACCCACAUCUCGCACACGAUGUCCUCGAAGAUGCCGUCACGCUACGAGUCCAUUACCCUCCGGAGCUUCACGUGAGGUUGGGCAACCAUCUCCGGGAAGGCGGCAUCAUGGAGCAUCGGGACGUGUACCUGGAGUGCUCGGUCUCUGCCAACCCUCCCGUGACGGAAGUGGGAUGGCGUUUCGAGGGUCAGGACUUGCACACCAAUACCUCCGCUGGGCUCAUCGUCAGCAACCGAUCCCUCGUGCUUCAGAAGGUGCAGCGAGAAGCACGGGGCCAUUACUCCUGCACGGCCGCUAACUCCCUCGGCAGAGGCACCAGUGGACCUUUUUUUCUGCGGGUCCAGUACGCCCCGGUGUGCGUAGAAGGUCAACAACAAGUGUACGGUGCAGCCCGACACGAAGCCGUCCAGGUGAGCUGCGAAGUGAGCGCUGACCCAGCAACCGUCGCCUUCGAAUGGCGGCUCAACAGCUCGGCGGCCGAAGUUCCACCACACUCGUCGGCCGGCGUCCGAUCUUUUGCCACGGUGGUUGCACGCUCCGAAGCCGACUACGGUGCAUUAGCCUGCUGGGCUCGCAACUCCGUGGGGAUCCAGAAGCAGCCGUGCGUGUUCGUCCUGGUGCCCGCCGGACCACCGGAGUCGCCCUCCGACUGUGUCGUUUCUAACCAGACAGAGGACUCCUUCUUCAUACUGUGCCGUGAAGGACAUCACGGUGGAUUAAGACAGCAUUUUGUGUUGGAAUUGCAAGACAGCGGAGGCGGUCGAAGUAGGGCCAACCUUAGUGGGUCUCUCCCUGCUUUUCAGGUAGUCGAUCUUCCAGCUGGCACAGACUUCGUGCUGGUGGUCUACGCUGCAAAUGCCAAGGGCAGGAGCCCACCUGUGCUCUUAACUGCUGGCACGUUACCAGCUGCCGCAGAGAGCAUACUAAGGCAGGGCACAGAAACAGGCUGGCAGUCGAACUUCAGUCCCGUGUUGGCUGUGCUCCUGACGGUCGUGUUAGGCUUCGCACUGCUCGCCUUCGUUGUCGUCGUCUCAGUGAGGCUCUGGACGCAGAAGGGCUUCCACAGCAACUCGCAGAGCAAGAGACACGCAAGCGAAAGGACGUGUGGUCCUGCGCCAGACGUUGUGGAUAGAACAAUCACUAAAGAAGACGCAACGGAACUUGAGACGUUUCCUGAGGGCAAAGGCCUCUGUCUGGCAACCUUGGACCCGGAACAAUGUGUUGUCAGCAGUCUGAUGCCACGGUGAGCAAGGUGGAACCCGCUGGACACAGAAUUCUGUGUUGUCCAACGCUCCGCAGCGGCUCUUACUAUUCGUCUGUCGAAGAACGCGACGAAGUUCCUACAAGACAAGGGUGAAGUGACAGUGGAAAACGCUUUCCGAAUACACCAGAUUGUUCUUGAGGCCCUGCUGCGCUUACUAUCCUGCGGGUGGAGUAGCAGGUAGUGAUCAUCUGAAAGCAGGACAAGGAAGCGGGAGCUCUUGUGGCUAGGAUCAAGGAUCACCACUACCAUUCCUCGCCAGUCCUUGAACGGUGUCAUCAACAUAUGGCCAACCUAGGCUGCAAGAUGGCGCACUGUCCAUUAUCCUGAAGAGGCAAGUCCUAGGGACAAGUGGUUCAUAAAGAACAUGGACACUUCUGGCUAUACCUCACUGUGGGCGGACGACACCUAUGAACUCUGUAAUAAACAACUGAAAUGCU
Molecule: messenger RNA, 2699 nt
Organism: Ornithodoros turicata
Lineage: Eukaryota; Metazoa; Arthropoda; Arachnida; Ixodida; Argasidae
Product: neural cell adhesion molecule 1-like
Exons: 15
Coding region: 32-2245 (737 amino acids)
Molecular function (GO): protein binding
Source: RefSeq, a predicted model, not a curated record